Messenger RNA from Harpegnathos saltator (Jerdon's jumping ant), 646 nucleotides. Its product is annotated as 40S ribosomal protein S13. The transcript is spliced from 3 exons. Gene Ontology annotation, molecular function: small ribosomal subunit rRNA binding; structural constituent of ribosome. Bases 143 to 598 code for a protein of 151 amino acids. The record is from RefSeq and is a predicted model, not a curated record. Gene Ontology annotation, biological process: translation. NCBI's taxonomy places the organism in Eukaryota, Metazoa, Arthropoda, Insecta, Hymenoptera, Formicidae. Gene Ontology annotation, cellular component: ribosome; nucleolus; cytosolic small ribosomal subunit.
AUUAUUGAGAGGGAGAUAGCGUAUAGCGAGAUUUCUUUGGUACGCGAAAUCGUGUGAGAUCGACGGUCUUUAUUAAUAUCUCGUCGAUGACUAGGUGCGUGUAAUUGGAAGUUAUAAUCCUUGCUGAAGAAAAUUUGCGAAGAUGGGUCGUAUGCAUUCGCAUGGAAAGGGUAUAUCCCAAUCUGCACUUCCCUAUCGGCGAAGCGUACCAACUUGGCUCAAGUUGACACCGGAAGAUUGUAAAGAACUAAUUUAUAAACUAGCAAAGAAAGGACACACACCAUCUCAGAUUGGUGUUAUACUUCGCGACUCUCAUGGAGUUGCCCAAGUAAGAUUCAGAACAGGAAAUAAAAUCCUGCGCAUUGUGAAAAGCAUGGGAUUGGCACCAGACCUGCCUGAAGAUUUAUAUUAUUUGAUUAAAAAAGCUGUUGCUGUCCGUAAGCACUUAGAACGAAAUCGUAAAGAUAAAGAUAGUAAAUUCCGUUUGAUUCUAGUAGAAUCGAGAAUCCAUAGACUGGCGCGAUACUAUAAAACAAAAGGAUCUUUACCACCGAAUUGGAAGUAUGAGAGCUCUACAGCUAGUGCCCUUGUCGCUUGAUAUUUUUACUUGUACAACAUACUGCAAUAAACUUUGUUUUUUCAUGUA